Molecule: messenger RNA, 1154 nt
Organism: Capsaspora owczarzaki ATCC 30864
Lineage: Eukaryota; Filasterea; Ministeriida; Capsasporidae
Exons: 1
Biological process (GO): mitochondrial unfolded protein response; protein import into mitochondrial intermembrane space; protein refolding
Cellular component (GO): mitochondrial matrix; mitochondrial inner membrane
Molecular function (GO): ATP binding; ATP-dependent protein folding chaperone; protein-folding chaperone binding
Source: RefSeq, a predicted model, not a curated record
AUGCUGAGCCUUCGUGCUGCCCGCGCCUCGCCGCUGAUUGCUGCUGCGCUGCCCGCCACUGCUGCUGCUGCUGCUGCUACUGCUGCUUCGUCGAGCGUCCAAGUCCGCACGUACGCGUCCAAGGAGCUCAAGUUUGGCGCCGAUGCCCGCAGCGCAAUGCUCAAGGGCGUGCACAAGCUGGCCGACGCUGUUGCCGUCACGAUGGGUCCCAAGGGCCGCAACGUGAUUAUCGAGCAGCCCUACGGCGGCCCCAAGAUCACCAAGGACGGUGUCACGGUCGCCAAGGCCAUCGAGUUCAAGGACAAGUUUGAAAACCUCGGCGCCCGCCUCGUCCAGGACGUUGCCUCCAAGACCAACGAUCUGGCUGGCGACGGCACCACCACCGCCACCAUCCUCGCCCGCGCCAUCGCUGCCGAGGGCUUCAAGAGCGUCGCUGCCGGCCUCAACCCCCUCGACCUCCGCCGCGGCAUCCAAUCUGCCGUCGACGUUGUCGUCAAGGGCCUCAAGGACCUCAGCAAGCCCGUCACCACCUCGGAGGAGAUUGCCCAGGUCGCCACCAUCUCGGCCAACGGCGACCGCGAGAUUGGCAACCUCAUUGCCAAGGCCAUGAAGACUGUCGGCAAGGACGGCGUCAUCACCGUCAAGGACGGCAAGACGCUUGUCGACGAGCUCGAGGUCACCGAAGGCAUGCGCUUUGACCGCGGCUUCAUCUCGCCCUUCUUUAUCACCAACACCAAGGCCCAGCGCGUCGAGUACCAGAACGCCCUCGUCCUCCUCAGCGAGAAGAAGAUUAGCUCGAUGGCCCAGAUCGUCCCCGCCCUCGAAAUUGCCGUGUCCCAGCGCCAGCCCCUGAUUAUUGUCGCUGACGACGUUGACUCGGAGGCUCUCUCGACCCUCGUCGUCAACAAGCUCCGCGGCCAGCUCCAGGUCGUCGCUGUCAAGGCCCCCGGCUUUGGUGACAACCGCAAGAACACUUUGCACGACAUGGCCAUCCUCACUGGCGGCAAGGUCAUUGGCGACGACGCCAUCGACAUCAAGCUCGAGGACAUUACUCCCGACUGCUUUGGCAAGGUCGGCGAGCUCGUUGUCACAAAGGACGACACCCUCUUCCUCAACGGCUCCGGCUCCAAGCAGGACAUUGAGACCCGCUGCGA